Messenger RNA from Drosophila willistoni, 707 nucleotides. RefSeq names its product general odorant-binding protein 83a. The record is from RefSeq and is a predicted model, not a curated record. The transcript is spliced from 4 exons. Gene Ontology annotation, biological process: sensory perception of smell. NCBI's taxonomy places the organism in Eukaryota, Metazoa, Arthropoda, Insecta, Diptera, Drosophilidae. The coding region runs from base 90 to 530 and encodes 146 amino acids. Gene Ontology annotation, molecular function: odorant binding.
UGCUCACGUUAUUCCACUCAGUCCGAGUCUAAGUCGUCGGUAUCCUAACACGCUUUACGUGCAUCGAUAGCCAAGUCAAGUCGUUUGCAAUGCGUAGUGCUAUUACUAUUUUUGGCAUUUCUCUGGUGCUUUUCGUCCUGCGAGAUGUAAGCACUGCGGACUUGCGUCGUGAUGAAACGUAUCCACCGCCCGAAAUGCUCAAGGAACUGGCUCCUGUCCAUGAUAGUUGUGUGAAGAAGACAAGUGUCACCGAAGAGGCAAUUAAGGAGUUCAGUGACGGCGAUGUGCACGAGGAUGAGAAGCUCAAAUGUUAUAUGUACUGUGUCUUUGAUGAGACAGAUGUCCUGCACGAGGAUGGGGAAGUGCACUUGGAGAAGCUGCUGGAUCGCCUGCCCGAUUCCAUGCACGACAUUGCGGUAAAUAUGGGUAAACGUUGCUUGUAUCCCAAGGGUGAUAACAAAUGUGAGCGUGCCUUUUGGCUCCAUCGUUGCUGGAAGCAAGCGGAUCCCAAGCAUUAUUUCCUAAUUUAAAAACAUUUGGAGCACAAAAGUAAAAGAUGAAUGAGAAGCAAGGAGAAGCAAAAGUCCAAAGUAUAAAUUAGUCACUACUUUUUACCGAUUUAUGGUUUAUGGGCAUUAUGAUAUCAUUAUACGAUAUAUUGUAUAUAAAGUUUAAAGUUUGGUUGGCUAGCAAUUUCCUCAUAAAAG